AUGGGAAUCCCGGUUGGUGAAGAUGGUGUAGCUAGACCGCUUCUGGCUCCAUUGGACUUGACAGUUCAUCAAGGGAGGAAGUGUUUAGUAUUGGAUUUGGACGAGACAUUGGUGCAUUCUAGUUUCAAAAUGAUUCCACAAUCAGAUUUUGUAGUCCCAGUAGAGAUCGAGAACGCAGUUCAUAAUGUAUACGUCAUCAAGCGACCUGGGGUAGAUGAGUUCAUGAGGAAGAUGGGCGAGAUUUAUGAAGUAGUCGUGUUCACUGCCUCAUUGUCGAAAUACGCAGAUCCCGUGCUCGAUAUGCUCGAUAUCCAUCAUGUUGUCAAACAUCGUCUGUUUAGAGAAAGUUGUUAUAACCACAAAGGAAAUUAUGUCAAGGAUUUGUCACAACUCGGAAGACCGAUUGGGGAUACAAUCAUCAUUGAUAACUCACCUGCUUCGUAUAUCUUUCAUCCAAGCAACGCUGUACCAGUCUCGUCAUGGUUCAAUGAUCCACAUGACACUGAGUAG
Melampsora larici-populina 98AG31 is the source of this 510-nucleotide messenger RNA. RefSeq lists its product as uncharacterized. Bases 1 to 510 code for a protein of 169 amino acids. The transcript has 3 exons. Gene Ontology annotation, molecular function: phosphoprotein phosphatase activity. Gene Ontology annotation, cellular component: plasma membrane. NCBI's taxonomy places the organism in Eukaryota, Fungi, Basidiomycota, Pucciniomycetes, Pucciniales, Melampsoraceae. The record is from RefSeq and is a predicted model, not a curated record.